ACCUGUAUCCGUCUUGUCCCUGCUCAGUUUCGCUUCAAGCAAAAACGACAUUAGAUCCAAUUGUCUGAUAUAGAAUUAUUGGCCAAAUACAUUUUUCGUUGAAAUGAUAACAACUUUCAAUAUUUUUGCGUCAUUGCUCCAACGAAGUGUUUCGUUACCUGGAAUACAUCAGCUCCGAAACAAAAACUAUCUGAAUCGCCCUCGGUUACGAAAUCCGAUUUGGUUUGUCAGGAAGGAAAGAACCGUUCAUGACGAGUUCCUGACUCCCGAGAAUACGACGUUUGUUAAGCAAGUAUUGCACGAUAAAUUUGGUUCUCCUGCUCUCAUAAAGGGAGUGCUUACAUUCGAUCAAUCAAACCAGUCUUUGUUACAAAUCGAGCACCUUCCGAAAACACAAUGGCAAGUGGGUUUCAGAAGAACGGGCGUCAUAGCGAAAAAAAUAGGACAAUAUCCUUUGUGGAAGAAGGAUGGAACAAAGAUUCGAACUACUUUAUUGCAGGUAUUUGAUAACCACGUUGUGAAAUAUAUUCCACCCGAAAAUUUUCAUCCUGCACAAGAGCCAAAACGAAAGUGGCAUAAACCGAAGGGUUGUUUGCUCGUCGGUGCUCAAAGUAAAGACCCGUCAUUAUACACUAAGGAAUACUGUGGACUAUUUAAAGAUUCCGGUGUACUACCAAAGCAACACUUAUGUCGGUUUCUCAUCUCACCAGAGGCUCAACUGUUACCAGGUACUCCGUUGAAUGUCACGCACUUUAGAGUAGGUGAUUACGUUGAUGUUCGCGGCAAAACUGUAGAUCAUGGCUUUCAAGGAGUUGUAAAACGGCACGGUUUCAAGGGGAUGCCUGCAUCUCAUGGCGUAACAAAAACUCAUCGUCGACCUGGUAAUAUUGGCGCCGGUGGUAGUAAAGCACGUGUGUGGCCAGGUACUAAAAUGCCUGGUCAUAUGGGAAACCGUUGGCGCAAUCUUAGAGGUUUGAAAAUUUGGCGUAUUAAUACCAAGUAUAAUGUUAUGUGGGUACAAGGAAGCAACAUUGCAGGUGAAACUAAUGGGUUGGUUUACAUUUACGAUACAAUUUUACCUCUGAGGAAAUAUACAAAAGCACCUGCUUUUCCCACGCAUUUUGAGUGUGAAAACGAUUUGUAUGCAGAUGAGGAUAUUUGGCAUGAAGACAUUCAUUGUUUCAAAGAUAGCUCCAUUACAUUAAAAGAAGAAUAAAUAAAUGCUUGGAAA
Topomyia yanbarensis is the source of this 1231-nucleotide messenger RNA. It is a transcript of the gene mRpL3, whose product is annotated as large ribosomal subunit protein uL3m. Gene Ontology annotation, biological process: translation. The record is from RefSeq and is a predicted model, not a curated record. Bases 104 to 1216 code for a protein of 370 amino acids. Gene Ontology annotation, molecular function: structural constituent of ribosome. Lineage: Eukaryota; Metazoa; Arthropoda; Insecta; Diptera; Culicidae. The transcript is spliced from 5 exons. Gene Ontology annotation, cellular component: ribosome; mitochondrial large ribosomal subunit.